GUAACGUCACUGCAGUGGACGCCAUUUUGAUACAGAGCACCGUGGGUGGAUCGGAUCGGGCACAGAUACACAGCAAAAUUCACAUUUCAACACUUUCAUUGAUUUGUCAGCAAAAGCAGAACGGCCAUGUCAUCAGAUAACCAGGACACGGAGACGCAUUCGGAGCAGAUGGACGAGACUCAGGAGUCACAGGACACAAACUCAAACCCUGUGUGGACAGAGGAGGCCAAACUGAAAGCUAAGUAUCCUAGCUUGGGUCAAAAGCCAGGUGGCUCUGACUUUCUGAUGAAGAGACUGCAGAAAGGGCAAAAGUAUUUUGACUCUGGUGAUUACAACAUGGCCAAGGCAAAGAUGAAGAACAAACAGUUGCCUGCUGCUGCCGGUCCAGACAAGAACAUCGUUACCGGGGAUCACAUUCCAACCCCACAAGACCUUCCUCAAAGAAAAUCCUCAUUGGUUACAAGUAAACUGGCCGGCUAACAUCUCUUAUAGGUUUACCCGCAUACCAAACUUCCAAAAUGUUUUCCAAAACCUCCCCAGCCCUACCAGACCAGCUUCACCAGGACUGGCUGUCUGUUAUUUGUUUAAUUUGUUUUCAUUUGGGUGUAGAGUUUUGCUCUCCUUUCCCUUUCACUUUAGCAGGUCUCACCAACACAGCUUUGUUAUUCUCUUCAGUGUCCCAUAUCCACCAUAUUUUUGAACACUGAAAUAACUGAUCUGAUGUAUUUCUUUUUUUGUGAGAGACUUCCGUUUCAAUGACAGACCUGUAAAAAACAGUGUCGUGGGAGCAUGCACAAAACAUGAUUUACAGUUAUGGUAAAUAUUUACCACACUCGUGAUGUAUAACCCAGUGGGAGGAUGAAGUGAAGAAGUGGCCUGAUAUAUUAUAUGAAUCAAAAUAUAUCAAAUGUUUACGUUAUAUGCAAAAUAUUAUUACAAUGUUUUUACGCAGUAGUGGGAGACAUGAACAGGUAAUUUAGGAAACAAAAAUAUGCGCAAAACAUUAAGAACUGAAACUAAUAAGCAGUUUAUAUUCUAUAUGGACUGUAAUUUAUGCAUUUUUUUUUGUAAUAUAGGACAGCAGAAUAUAAAUCGGCUAAAUCAGCAUAUAUAUUUUUUUUAGUUGCUAUGAAAGGAUUUACUAGAUUGCUAUGUGGAUACAGAUCAUAGGUGUGCCACAUCCACCUUCAGCUCUGAAUUAUGGUCAAAGCAAAUGUUUUGUAGAGAUUUACUGCGUUUGUACCAGCUAUUAUCUCACCCCCUAACUGCACUAUUCAUGCCUGACUUUCUUGAUUACAUAAUAAAAAAUUUAACUAGCCAGUCAAAAGGCACACACGUGUCACUCGUAAUACGACUACCAUUAGCUUUAGUGGCUCACCGGAAGUCUUACACAAAAGAGCUCAAAUAUGGCGGCGCCCACAUUUACGUCACAAAUAAGGUGGAUGGGGUAGAGAAAAACUAAACCCUCAGUACUGCAGGCCCUAGUGGAGCAUGAUGCACUUUACUCUGUGUACCCUGUACAUCAGCGAUUAAAAAUAACAAAAUCAUGUUAGAUGGUUUUUAAUGUGUCAAAAAAUUCACAACAAAUGAUUAUUUAAUUUAAAUGAUUUAAGAUUGUUUUAAAAGGCAUUGUUUUAUAAAGACAGUACGUGAGAGCCAUUGGUUCUAGAUGUUUUAGCAGCCCUCUAUUCAUUUACGGCAACACUUGACAAAGAAUGAAUGUUUUCUAAGAAUUUCUUUAUAUAUAUUUCUUUAUACAAUUGCUCAGAUCAAUACUGGUUAUAAGCAGAUGGAUAGCUUUCUAGCCUUUUUCCGUUCCUCUGCCUCUCGCAUUUUUUUUUUAUGGUUCAGUUGAAGUAAAAACAGCCCCUUACUCACUGAAAUUGUUUAACAUCCUCUGCCUUAAUUCAUCAAGUGAUUUCAAACAACUUGAUUAAGUUAAUGUUUUAAACAUAUUGUUGUCAUUCACUGAUAACAGCCAUUAGCAGAACUAUUUGUUGCAUACAUGCAAGGGGAUUAUAAAACUAAUCUAAUCAUUGCAUUUUAUCUUUUUUUUUUUUUUUUUGAGGCCUAAAACUCCCAUUUUCACCUGCAAGAAAGUUUUUUGAUCUCUAAACUGUUCAGGUAUGUUCUAAGCUAGUUACUACAUUGAAACUGGGCAUCAAUUCUAAUUUAAACUAUCAACAGUGUACAUGUUAAUAGGAUUUAUGUGCGAUUAUUUUGUGACAACUACUGCUUAUGUAGUGUGAUGCACAUGAUCAUCAGAGACAAUGGAAUGCAAUCAUCUAGUUUGUUUGAUCAAAUUUAGUCUAUGUGGUUGACUGUAUGUAUGUAAAUGAAGGCUCAAUGAGUGUGUUUUCUUGGGAAUAGGGUGCAGAUUAAAAUUUGCAGAAUGAGCAGCAUCUUUGGUGCAGUAUUUCAGAUCUGAAUAGUAAUGCGUUUCACUUAAAUGCAUGAAAAUUACAUAUUUAAAAGUCAAAUAACCUAAAAUCUUUGGAAAAUAUUACCCACAAUUUGCUUUUAUACUUUAAAUACUUGAGUUUUAUCAUUCAGAUUAUUAUUACGGGAUGAAAGGGUUAGAAACUGUCACAAGAUCUACUAAUAAUCACACCUGAUAUAACAUCCUAUGGUCCAGCUUUUAAAGCGUUAGUCUUUACCCGUAACUUCUCUGGAGGGUUUGAAUUGUAAACUUUUCAAAAAUGUUUUAAAUUCAAUUUUUUAAAUUUAUUGUAAUGCUUAACAUCUCAUUUAGUCCAGGCUAUAUGACGUAUUGUAUGAAAAAUCUGUGCUAGAAUUCCCAAACAUUACGUUGACCGGUAGAUUCUGAAACUUUGUGUGAGCCAGCAUUUGCAUAGCCCAAUGGAAAAAGUGAGCCUUUUCUACAACCACAUACUCAUUUACAUGUGAGCUGAUGAUUAAGUAAAAACGUGCUUAGCAUUGUAAAAUACAAAAAUAAAUACAUACUCACUAUAAAAGGGAACUAACAUGCAAAGGAUUGAAUGUGUUUCUAAAGAAGGUUGUGGUGCUGAUAGCAGUUGGCAAUACAUCAGGGAAAUAUGGUCUUGCACUUAGUAUUUGUGACUUGAUGGUAUGUGUGGAUGUAUAAUGUUUCCUUUAGUUUAGGGAAAGCGUUAUUGCACAAUGCUAGGAGAUAAUCUUAUUUUGUGCUGCAGCCAAAUUGUAAAUAGUUCAACUGUUUUGGUGUCAUAUUUGUGCAUUUCGUCUUGUAUUAUCUGUUUGAGUUGUCUUUAGAACAUGUUUUUUAUGUUUUUAGUUUGUGUUUGAUCUUUCUUUUGUUAAUAUAGUGUGUCUGAAUCUUUUGUUUUCUCUCUCUAUUUUGUAAUGUAAAAUAUUGAGAAGAAUAUCAGUUCUAAUAUACGAACCUUGUGUAAAUAGGGAGGCUAAAGAUUCUUGUAUUGUGAUAAUGUUUUUAUUGGUUUGAUUUAAUUUAGACAGCUCACAUAAAGUACAGCCUCCAACUACACUGCAAUGUGAUAUUUAUUCAAACUACACAUUAACACCAAACAUUAAACCUCAAAGCUCUAUGUACAUAGACACACAAAUGUAUUCAUGCAUUGGGAUGUAAAUCAUGCAUUCAUGAUUUAUAUAGUACAUCAUGAAGCAUUUAGUGUUUAAUUGUGUUCUUUCAAAUACAUGAUUAUUUCAGGUGUUUUGCUUAUAAAGGAAAUGUGUCAUCUGCCCCCUGUUAAAAAAUAUAUUUACAUGAAAAUAUAACUGAGGCAAAGAUGGAUGUUAUAUAAAUGAAUGUUGGAGAAAUGUCUGAACCUUAAAUAAAGUUUUACAUUAACAGCAGAAGCACUGAAUGGCAACUGCGACUAUUCUAA
Paramisgurnus dabryanus is the source of this 3845-nucleotide messenger RNA. Lineage: Eukaryota; Metazoa; Chordata; Actinopteri; Cypriniformes; Cobitidae. The record is from RefSeq and is a predicted model, not a curated record.